UGAUUUCUCUCUUCCUCUCUGCCCCAAGUGGGCUGUUUGGUCUUGCCUUUGCCUUUCUCUCUCCUUCUCUUUUUCCUUUGCCUUUCUCUCUCCGUCUGUCCGUCUCCCUCUCCCCUUUCUUCUCCUUUUCUUUCUGAAGAGUGAUACUCCCCCCUCCUCUGAAAUAAGAGAGAGGAACAGGUUAUGGGCUGGUUUAUCUGUGGUGGAAAGGCAAACAAAAAUGCCAAGAAACUCCACAGGAAACAGCCUGAUGAUUUCAAUGAAUCCAAGCAGCAGCAGCAGAAGAAGUUUGAUGAUCAGAUCCCGUCUUCUUCAGAUAAAAUAAAGCAAAAUAUCACCCAACAGUUGAAGGAAAUUCCCAAGCCGAAAGAGGGAGGAUCAGAUCACAUUGCUGCACAUACAUUUACAUUCCGUGAGUUGGCUGCCGCGACUAAGAAUUUUAGGGCAGAUUAUCUUCUGGGUGAAGGAGGUUUUGGCCGGGUAUAUAAAGGGAGAUUAGACAGCACGAAUCAGGUUGUCGCUAUCAAGCAACUUGAUCGAAAUGGCCUACAAGGAAACAGAGAAUUUUUGGUUGAAGUAUUGAUGUUGAGCCUACUUCACCAUACUAACCUAGUGAACUUGAUUGGCUACUGUGCUGAUGGAGACCAGAGACUCUUGGUAUACGAGUACAUGCCAUUAGGAUCUUUGGAAGACCAUUUACACGACCUGCCACCUGAUAAAAGGGCACUCGAUUGGAACACAAGAAUGAAAAUUGCUGCUGGUGCUGCUAAGGGUUUGGAGUAUCUGCACGACAAAGCUAACCCUCCGGUUAUAUAUCGGGAUCUAAAGUGCUCAAACAUACUGCUUGAUGAAAAUUUUCACCCAAAGCUGUCUGAUUUUGGUUUGGCGAAAUUGGGCCCUGUCGGAGACAAGACACAUGUUUCUACUAGAGUGAUGGGCACUUAUGGAUACUGUGCACCAGAGUAUGCAAUGACAGGUCAACUUACAUUAAAAUCAGAUGUGUAUAGCUUCGGCGUUGUUCUUCUCGAGGUUAUCACUGGAAGGAAAGCCAUUGACAACUCGAGGGCUGCCGGGGAGCAUAACCUGGUUGCAUGGGCUCGACCAUUGUUCAAGGACCGAAGGAAGUUUGCACAGAUGGCUGAUCCGCUACUGCAAGGGCAUUACCCGAUGAGGGGAUUGUAUCAAGCUCUAGCUGUUGCCGCAAUGUGUGUUCAAGAACAGCCGAACAUGAGACCUCUCAUUGCUGAUGUUGUUACUGCCCUGACUUACCUUGCGUCCCAGAAGUAUGAUCCGGAGAGCCAGCCAGCCCGUGCAGUUGCAGGAGGGGGACAAUCUACUCCUAGAGCUAGAAGAGAGUAAUAGUGAAAAGCUGUUUCUGUUUGGUAGGAAACGAAAGAGGAAUUGGUGAUGGUUUCUUUCAGACCAUCUGGAUCCUCAAACCCUCUCCUAUAAGGUUGCUGUGACCAUGCAGUCAUCUCGAAACAAGGAGUAGAAGACAUGGAUGAAAGAAGGAGAAGAAGUUGCUUGAGAAGAGCACAGAGAAUUCAUGUUUGUGAAAAUGCGAUUGCGGGACUUGGUUUUAGGAGCUCUGCAUUCAAGAAUUUUGGAGUAUACUCAGAAAAACAAAGGUGAGUUGCAAUGAGCAAGAUGAAUGGGAGAUCAAAUUGGAUCUCUUUUUACUUUUUACCUUUUUUUUCCUCCUUCCUCUCUUUCGGUUUCCUAUAUAUAAUCUCUGUUAUUUAUUUUAUUUUAUUUUUUUGGUGAAAGAAUAUUCAUGAAUGUGCAAGUACAAUUCCUAGCUCUUGGGGCUAUCUGUAUCUAUAGUUCAGAUUUCUUGUUUAUACACAGACUUACCCCUACUGUGGCAACAUCUUAUCAUGUUCAUUUGUGCCUUCAUCUUCUACAAGUCCCAAGUUGGUUAUCGUUUCGUAUUAAUGGUAAUCACGCCCUAAUUAAGUCCCCGUCUUAUCCCCGUAACAA
Molecule: messenger RNA, 1980 nt
Organism: Linum tenue
Lineage: Eukaryota; Viridiplantae; Streptophyta; Magnoliopsida; Malpighiales; Linaceae
Source: the annotation of a GenBank genome assembly